AUGGUUUUCCUUGAAGGACUCUCAGAAGCUCAUGCGAUCCUACUUGCGACUACUCUUUGUGCAGGCGGCGACGUGGCAGUUCUGCCUUCUCUGCGAGCGCAACACCCCCAGUGCUUCCCGCUGGAACGCCUUCUACAAAUAAUCUUAACAUUCUUACCUGAAAGCACACAGCCUUCAGAAUACGUUCCUGUGCUCCAAGAGCUGACUUCCGACUCUCAAAAUUCUCAACUUCAAGAUAUCGAUACUUCAGCCGUAAUAGAUCUGUCUGAGCUCGAAGCAAGGAAGCGCGUUAGCAAGCUUCAUUUACUACCAUUGAAGCGAGAGGAAGAAGACGAUGAAGUGAUAUCGUCUCAACCUCUCACCCAAUUUCUCAUCCAUCGAGCAUAUCUGAUCGAUUCCGAAACGGCUCUCCAACCCCUCAUCCUUGACCUUAUUUUUCCAUUUUACGAGCGAGACGCGGUGAUUCGAACAUGGUUAAUAUCUAGCCUUUUACCAGCACUGCGACUCAAUUACGAAUACUACCCGAAUCGCGAAGACACAUUGUCGCUCGAUACAUUGGAGUUGAUGGAUGAUCAGACCGCGAUCAACGUUCUCUUAUCUAUUACAUCAGAGCAAAACAACAAAAUGGAUUUGGUCAAUAAUUUGAGGGGACUUGUUGGUCCCUGGCUUUAUGGUAGCAAGCGGUCAAAGAGACGCAGAUUGAAUGAAGCCGCUGAACAUAAUACGAUCUCAUAUAUACAAGGAACGCAGAAACCACGUCCCGCCGAACUGGCAGGGUGGGAAUAUGUGAAUGAAUGGUUGUUGUCACGGAGUCUCGUGAAUUGGGAUAGUGUUGUCUGUGCAUUUACAAACUGGAAUGGCCCCGGAGACUUAGAUUUAGGAGGCUAUGAGCCUACAGAUUCACAGAUGCCUUCGGACACGGCAAAGGACUUGCUGCACCGUUAUGCUCAAUCUGGUCUAGCUGUGGUAUAUGCCCUUGCAAACUCAUCUGAAGUCGCAUUGGACGGUUCAUUCGCAAUAUUGGAACGAGUUGCACAGCUUCUCAGCUUAGAGGAAUGUUCAUAUCUCAAUUCGUCUAUUGGGUCUGGGCUUCCAUCCGUGGACUAUGACACAGGGUUGAUUUCAUCGGGGACUCGGGCCUCGUUGCUGCAGAAUGCUCUGUUGGCAUCUGAAAACCCACUGACAACCCCCUCGCCGUCUUCAAUCUCUUUUCUCAGCGCCCUUCUUCUCUCCCUUCGGAUUUUAACCAGCCUUGGCCAUCUUCUCCAAUGCCGAGCUGCAGCGAACACUUGCCUUCACAGCAGCGAGGACAUGCAAAUGGCAGAGUUGAAAAAUGUGGUUGCGUCUGCAGUGAAACAAACACGGUCGCAGCAAGACUGGCAAGUAGUUCGCCAGCAGCUGCUUUGGCUUCGAGACUGGCAAGUAGGGCCAUCAGAUUCUGGCUGGGAUGAGCCAUCCACUCAUCAGGGGCUGUUUUGGCGAGUCUCGCGAGAUACGGUUGAAAUGGAGAUUCUAAAAGCUCUCCUAGGAGCUAGAGAAUAUCAACUGGCUGUGGAUCUUUACAUCAAGUCCAACCCCACCCCAUUGACGAUAACACAAGUGGAAGCUACUGUAGUUGAGGCCCUCUUCACUGCCUUCGACAAUGCUAGUAACGGGAAUAAAACUCGCGGAGGAAUGAAAAGAGCCUAUGAAAUCCUGCAAGCAUUUAGACCGCAUUUUCCAGAAUCUGUUUCGCUCAAGCAGAUCAAUGCUCUUAUAGCUGCAACUCACGCCUUAUCUUUUUACUCUCUGACCCUGCAGCAUGGUGUCCCAUUCCAACCAGUUAGCAUCCGCAUACACCAUGAUCCCAUCUCGCUGGUCGAGACAGUGCUCGAGCAAAAUGCCAAAAGCUACACCAAACUGGAUGAUCUGCUCUCUAUUGGAAGAAAUCUGGUCUUUGCCGGUCUACUUACGCCACAGACAUCAAAUGGUACAGAACCCCACCUUUUAAGAGAAACUAUCUCAGAAGCAGACACGCUUGCCAUAGCGGAACGUCGCAUCAUCUCUCUCGCAAUUUCCUCAGCCCUUAACUCCAAUGACUUCGGGACUGCCUACUCUUACAUCCUAACACGACUCCCACCACCCUCUCAACCCUCAAAUACAUCAUCCAUCCCAGAUGAUAUCUCCUGGCGCGCAGUCUACAAUGCCGGCCGCUACCGCUCCACAACACCAAACACAUCUAAAUCCCUCCAAGCCCAAAUAACCCACCUCUCCCAACGCAUGGAACUCCUUUCUCUAGCCCUCGUCCUCGUCCCAUCACCAGACCCUCUGCCCGAGAUCCUAGGCGGCUGGCGCCGCUGCGACGAGGAAAUGUCUUCCCUCCGCGCAAGCGAGCAGCAAGAAGAAGACAUAUGGGACUCGAAGGGAGAUACCAUCUCCACUUUACCGGGCGGAUUCGGCCCAUCAGACUCGGAACGUGACGCCUUUGACACAGCGCAGCAGCGAGCUACUAGACGUGCUCGUGCGCGUGCUGCAAUGCCGCAUUCUCACCCGCAUGAGGCACCAAUGGGACUCUUUGAGGUUGCGCGCGGUGCGGCGCUAGCGCUGCAUAAGAAUGCAUUCCCGUUGCGUGGUGCAGCCUCUGCUUCUACUUCUGGGCCUAGAGCUGGGCCUGGAGCUGAGACCACGACUGGCGGUGAUACUAGUGAGUAUGAAUCUGCGCUUUCACCGGAUGGUCGUGUGCGCAAGAGGGAUAUGGUUAGUAGUAUAGUGACGGGUGGUUUGGCGAGCGGAAUCGGUUGGGUUUUGGGUGCUGAGCCAGUCAAUAAGUAG
Penicillium taxi is the source of this 2811-nucleotide messenger RNA. RefSeq names its product secretory pathway Sec39 family protein. The coding region runs from base 1 to 2811 and encodes 936 amino acids. Lineage: Eukaryota; Fungi; Ascomycota; Eurotiomycetes; Eurotiales; Aspergillaceae. The record is from RefSeq and is a predicted model, not a curated record. Gene Ontology annotation, biological process: retrograde vesicle-mediated transport, Golgi to endoplasmic reticulum. The transcript is spliced from 3 exons.